Molecule: messenger RNA, 2656 nt
Organism: Uranotaenia lowii
Lineage: Eukaryota; Metazoa; Arthropoda; Insecta; Diptera; Culicidae
Biological process (GO): protein phosphorylation
Cellular component (GO): plasma membrane
Molecular function (GO): ATP binding; protein kinase activity
Source: RefSeq, a predicted model, not a curated record
UCGUUUUCGGUUUUUAUCGCGUUCGCGUGCCAGUUUAUCCAUUUUUUAAAAGUUUUAGUUGUUUUAUAAUUUCAUCAAGUGCCUUAUAAAAUAAGCCGUAGUUUAAAGUAUCGCUCCUUGCAAUGACGUUUGUUAUCGACGGUUAAGUGCCAGCUUAUUCGACCUGUUGAUUGUUAUCGGUAACUAUUAAUAAUGCCGCAGUAUAAAGCGGACACCGAACUUCGAAGGAUUCUCUUCGAGUUGGAUUCUGUGGCCGGAAUCUUAAAGAGUGAUUUACACACGCUCAUGGAGCUGAUCCCGCGAAAUCUGGACGACAUCGGUCAGCCACCCCGGAGCUAUCAGCUGCGCUACACCGGUCAACAUGAGGAAGAUCUUAGAGAGGCAGCUACCCGACAAGGAAGUUCACCAAUCUUACUGCUUUUCGAAGAAUGGGGAACUUCGGGGAAAAAGAGGCCGACUUUGAACCAUCUCUAUCAACUUGAUAACGGCGGAAUUGUUCAGAGCAGCCGAUUACAUAGCGGAUAACUUUUGAAAAUAGCUCGCCCGGUUAGACCAUCAAAAGGUCCGGCAGCUGAAGUCGAUACGGAACUAGUCCUUCAAGAGCUCCUGGAAAAAGAUCUGGAUCGGAUUUCCUACCCAAAUUCUUCCCAGUUGCAAAACGGAAUGCAAUCACUUACGCUUGAAAACAAUUUAAAUCGUCCUUCGACACCCAAACGUGAAGACAUUGUAAAUUUCCCCAACGAGAUUCCUCGGGAUUCUAUACUCGAUGGUCGUAUUCCGUCUAUUUUAUCGGACACUAAAAAUGAUUCACCGCUGCCUGAUUUAAGCGGGCUCUUGAGUGGGCCGAAUCAAGCUUCCAUGAACCGUGAUUCAAUGUCCUCGUCAAAUAACGAAUCAAGCGGUAGCGAAAGCACCGUUACAAAUGGCCGUAACAGCAGUGAACACAGUAUCAAUCGAAACGAAAGCAUAAGUCGUAGUGAACGACUGGAAUCGAUAAGUGAGGACCAAGAGGAGGGAUCUUCGAAUACGAACCGUUCCUUUGACGGUCCAGCAAUUUCGUCUUUGUUAAACGGGCCCGAUCAAAUAUCGGCGAACGAUUUGCCCAAUCUAUCGUUUUUCGGACAACCUCAACCAGUGUCCAGUUCUAAUUUGAUAGAAUUUUCUUCAACUAUUAGCGCUGAGCUGGACACUCCAAUCCAAUUCCGUUUUGCCUAUCUACAAUCGGCAACUGCCAACUUUGACAGUCGACCAUUCACAAACAGAGCUUGGAAUAACCCAAAUGGGCGACUUCUAGGAUCCGGAGGUUUCGGCCAAGUUUUCUUGGGAUUACACCUCACCAAAGACAUUCCUGUAGCGGCCAUCAAACGACUUUUUCCAUCGAACUACAAAUACGAGGAAAAAUAUAAUCGAGAACUUGACCUUCUGACCCGAAAUCGACAUCCGAACAUUGUCCGGUUACUCGGCUACUCAAAUGAUGAUCAACUCAGUUUAGUGUACGAAUAUCUACCGGAUGGUACGCUGGAGGAUUUGUUGAGACAAUCAAACGAAAAACGAUUUCCAGUGCCAGUUGCCAGAAGACUGAACUACCUUCUGGGGAUUUCUCGGGCUAUAAAAUUCCUACACGACCCUGCCGUUAACAUAAUUCAUCGGGAUGUGACGCUAAGAAAUAUUCUGCUUCACGGAGAAAUAGCUAAGUUGUGAUUUGGUUUAAUCAAAUCAAUCAGUAGCCUAACGACAACCGGAGUUGUGGGGACGGGACCAUAUUUAGCACCGGAAGCCCUGCGACGCACCGUUACUCCUGCUUUGGACAUAUACUCAUUUGGGGUGGUGAUAGCUGAGGUUGCUACGGGUGAAGCAGUACUGCACGCAAUACUUUCCCAGAGCGAUGAGCCCGAUUUGCUAGAACGGGUCACGGCCCGUGAUGCCGAUUGGGAAGCUAUGGUUGACAGGAAGAUUGAACCUGAACAGCUUCCUCUUUGGAGCGUUGUUGGUCGGCAGCUGUUGGAGCUAGCAAACGACUGUUUGCAGGAACGACUGCGUAGACCUAGUGCCGGUGAUGUUGAAAGGCGUAUCGAACAAAUGAGUUGCGUUGGAUUGCCAUAAAGUGACACAGGUUUAAGAGUUUCGUGCUUUAAAGAUAAGUGAAAAAUUGUCGAGAGAUUCCAAAUGCCGAAUAUCAAAUUACGCACGCAGUUUUUGUGAGGUUUUGCUUGCGAGAAGUUCUAAAUUCAACUUAAUAGAGAGUUUCAGAGUUUCAUUCUCUGACUAAAAAACUAAAACGAGAAGAAAGAAGAAGAAGAACUUAUAAGAGCUUUGAUCAGUCCCCGACUAUGACGCCUGCCUGUUGAUUUCGUCCGCUAUCAGCUAACGUAAGUAUGAUUGUUAAGUUAGAUAUACUAUAUAUUGAUACACUUUGACAAUGUACGUGGAUUUUUUUUCCAUUUUUCCGCUAUUGUACUUUGAAACCUAGCCCACAAAUGUCUUAUACCAUCAUACUUCAUCUAGAAACGUUUAACGCAUUAAAACUAAAAAACAUAAAUGGUCAUUUGAGUUUCUGUUGAAAAUGAUCAAAGUUUUAAUUAUCAAGAUGUGCAAUUAUCAGUAGAUAAUAAAAUGCAAUACAACGACAAGUAUUGACAUAUUUUAAACGGUUUCA